AUGGUGCUGACCAAUGGAAUGGUGACUCGACACAAUCGCAUGGCCAAUGCUGACUCGACUAGUGGCGUGGCGAACCGUGAUUGGAAGGUGUUAUGGAAUUUUCCUUUGCCGCCUAAGAUACGAAUGUUUUUAUGGCGACUGGGAAAAAACUCUAUCCCCACUAACGUUGAACUCUACAGAAGAAAGAUCGGAUUAUCACCUAGGUGUGCGCGAUGCCACAAGGAGGAGGAGGAGGAUGCACUACACAUAUUGACUACAUGUCAAGGUAUGGAAACCAUUUGGAGAUCCCCUCCAUUUGACAAAGUCUCUGGCCCGGUAAUCACGUGUGCAUGGCAGUGGAUUAUGAACUUAAGGGAACAAUUGUGCGAGGAGUUUUUCAUUUUGGCUAUGGUGGUCGCUUGGCAAGCUUGGGACAGACGCAAUAAGGAACUUAAAGGGGAGGAAAUAAUGGCGGUUGAGGCCCUGGUGGGCUGGUGCGGAAAUUAUGUGGCGAACUUCAAAUGUGCUCAACUUCGUCCGAAUCCAAGCUUACGUAGUGCCCACCCUACUGAAUGGAAACCACCAGAAAGGGACUUCGUUAAACUGAACUUCGAUGUUGCAACUAAAUCUGCUCCUGCCGGAAUUACAGUGGCAGCGGUUGCUAGAAAUGCGGAGGGUCGCAGCUUGGGAUGGAAGGUUUGUCAUAUUCAGGGCAAUCUUUUGCCGGUGGAAGGAGAAGCUUUAGCGGCGUUGCAUGCAAUCAACUUAGCUCAGGAUCGAAGUUGGCAAAGGAUUAGUAUCGAGGGAGAUUGUCUUCAAGUUAUUAAUGCACUGAGAAAUAGAAGUGGAGAGUCAUUAUCGUUCGGUGCUAUAGUCGAUGAAUGCUGUAGUAUCUCUAGGAAUUUUUUACAGUGUGAUUUUAGCUUUGUUAAGCGGUCGGGUAAUAGCUUAGCCCACGCGCUCGCUCAUGUUAUUUGUACUGACUCGUUAGAGGGAAUUGAUCUCCCCCUCCAUUUGGCAUCUACUGCCUAA
This is a messenger RNA of Erythranthe guttata (spotted monkey flower), 1011 nucleotides long. The record is from RefSeq and is a predicted model, not a curated record. Lineage: Eukaryota; Viridiplantae; Streptophyta; Magnoliopsida; Lamiales; Phrymaceae.